This is a messenger RNA of Clonostachys byssicola, 1284 nucleotides long. NCBI's taxonomy places the organism in Eukaryota, Fungi, Ascomycota, Sordariomycetes, Hypocreales, Bionectriaceae. The record is from the annotation of a GenBank genome assembly.
GGCCCAGGAUUCGGAAAGACGAGAGCUCUGGCCGUGGCGUCCUACGGACUGGUCAGAAGCGUAGGGCGGGUGUAUAUGUCGGCCCCGACCAACAUCGCCUGCGACAAUGCCGCCGACCGUCUGAUGGACGUCAGUACAGAUGUCACAAAUCGCCUCAACGCCAAUCUCCAGCCAGGCGAUGAGCCGCUCCGUCGCCUUCUGGUAGUCCGUGGGUACAAGCGAGAGGAUGAGCUAGCUGCGUUCAUGAGAAUCCUCCAAAGCCCCGAGGCCGUCACCGAUGCCACCCCCAGGCCCCAUAGCAAGCAUGAGUCCCAUUGGAAGCUCGGCAACUCGAUCGCCUUCUGGCUCCUCAAGCUGGAGCAAGCCCGCGGCUUUGCCAUCGACGAAGCUGCCUGCAUGAGCAGGCCAGACUUUUACUCGGUCUGGGGCAACACCAUGAUGCCCUGUGUCAUGGCAGGCGACCGUCUGCAGCUGGAUGUUUCGGUCAGGUCCUUCAACGAUGCGAUCUCCUAUAGCGAUGGCGUGUACCGGAACCGCCACGGGCCUGACGCCCGAAUCUCCAUUAUGGAGUUUUUGCAGGCGUCCGGAUGGCCCAUUUUCAGAUUGCACACGCAACUCCGCAUGGCCAGGGGCCUUUUCACCCUCUCCCAAGAGGUCAUUUACCCAGAGUUGCGUGCCCAAUACGGCGUUAGGUGCGAUAUAUCGCUCCCUGGCCAUGCAUCUGGCCGUGCCAUGGAGGCCUUCAUGCUGCGCAAAUUCCCGAAUGUUCUCAGGCCAUCCCCCAAAGGCACCCUGCGUGAGGUAUUUGUCCACUGCCCAGACUCCCGGGUCAUAGUGAACCCUAUGACCAAGUCCAAGUCGAGCCCAGGCCAGGUCAGGAUCGCACUUCGCCUCCUCGACGAGCUUGUUCGGGAUACGCAGGCUCGGGGUACUCGAAUUAACCCAUCGGAGAUCGCCAUUAUCGUUCUCCAUUCAGCCAAUGUAGAAGUGGUUGAGCACCAACUCAAGCUAUAUGCCUCUCUGGUGGGUAAAGUCGUGGUAUCAACCGUUGAGUCGAUCCAGGGCAAAGAGAGACCUAUCGCGCUGGUCAUCCUGGGGACCAACGAGACAACGGGACCAGGAUUAUCUAAGGAACCCAGACGCUUCAAUGUCGCAAUAUCACGACAUACGUCUUUCCUUCUCCUCGUCGGAGACAUCAACGUCGCUGGAAACUUUCGCAGCGGCUCAUCCACGACCAACGCGCGCGGUCGAGGUGGAGGACAAGGAGGACGAGGAGGACGUGCA